Molecule: messenger RNA, 2166 nt
Organism: Fonsecaea erecta
Lineage: Eukaryota; Fungi; Ascomycota; Eurotiomycetes; Chaetothyriales; Herpotrichiellaceae
Exons: 4
Coding region: 1-2166 (721 amino acids)
Biological process (GO): positive regulation of transcription by RNA polymerase II
Cellular component (GO): nucleus
Molecular function (GO): DNA-binding transcription factor activity; transcription cis-regulatory region binding
Source: RefSeq, a predicted model, not a curated record
AUGCCUGGAGCCGAAGACCAGCAGGCAAAUCGUCCUCACUCUCCUAAGUCUACCAGCAGCAAUGAAUCCAAACCCUCCUGCUCGCAGUGCAUAGACAGAGGCGUCGAGUGCGGUGGGUACGUCAGAAGCCUCAAGUGGAAGGUGGUGGGAGAACAGCCGCAGAAACGUAGCCGGCUCGAAGAUCGCGUCAUUGACUACUUCGCAGAAAGGCAACAUCAGAGCUCAGAGACGAUUUCCAUUGAACAAAUUCCCGGACCAACCUACGAGAAUGUUAACCUGGAUGACCACAAUACGGCACCAUCUCUACAGGCUGAAACGAGUUUGUCAAAGGGAAUCGCAAGGACCAACAACAUCCUAUCGCCUCGGACUCAGGAAGAGCAUCUAUGGCAGUCAUUGCCACAGGAUCAUCUGUUCGACUUUGCGGAUGUUGAUUUCAACGUCGACUUCUUCCUGGGCGAUAGCAAUAUCCAUCUCAAUGUGCCUCCCGAGUUGGGUUCUCCCGUCGAUACUCAAUCAACCCAUGGACUGGAAGGCAUCGAAGCCCAUGCAAUCCAUCUACGAAAAGAGAAAGCGCCCGACUUAUCCGGCUUGAUUUCGUCACCUCAAGACACAGCACAGGACUUUCGGGAGCUGAAAAAUCAUGACCGCAGCCUAGAGCCAUUCUCUAGCCAUCUGCACACUGCAUCUGCUUGUUCCCCCCCGGGAAUUAGCCGGCGACAUCAUAACUCUGAAGAUGAUGCUAUUCGGAGCGACCUGUAUUCAUCGCUCCCGGACACUCCCAAGACUGUCAAGCAACUUUUCGAUAAGCACCUCUGUCAUGUUCUCUCCAUUAAGGACGAUCGAACUACUAAUCCGUGGACUAUCCACGUGUGGCCGUUGGCUGAGAGGUGUCCAGUGCUUUACCAUGCUCUUGCAGCAAUGACAUACUUGUACCUGAGUAAUUCACACCCGGAGUUCGGCGUGUCUGGCUCCAGCCACUUUCACGCCAGCCUGCAGGCUUUCACACAAGACCAAUCUGAUACGACUCUUGAAGCCUCUCUAGCCGCGAGAUUAGCCCUUGGCUUUGCAGAAGCAUGGGACAACCAAUCACUAUCCUCUGGUGUCGACCAUGUUAGAAUUGCUGGAAGGAUCCUUCAAGAAGCCUUCGACAAGGACAGGAUUACGAGACUGACCAGUGACGAGCAAGAUCGUUUGAGUUUCCUGGCACGCACUUGGGUGUAUAAGGCCGUUUUGCUUCGCCUGACGACCUCGGACGAUGGCGAGUCUAUUGACCUGGAUUCCGUGACAGCCUAUAUUCAGCUGGAGCGCUUGCCUGCCGAACAGCAGCUUGAUCCACUCCUCGGUUGUGCAGUCACGCUGUUCCCAUUGAUUGCCGGUUUGACCGAUAUCAUCAGAGCUGUUCGACGGAGAACUGAAAAACGCAACUCCCCGUCCAUUAUUUCUAGAGCCGCAGAACUAUGGACAGCAAUCGAGAGCUGGAGUCCUUCUUUUGACCCACAGCGGUCAGGCAGUGUACCAUCUCACAUUUCUGAUAUCAUACAGACAGCUGAGGCAUAUCGCUGGGCAGCGUUAUUGCUGCUUCGGCAUGCGGUACCGGAGCUCCCAUGGGCUCAUUCGUUUUGGGAACUUGCAGAAAAAGUGUUAAUCUACCUCGCAACUACACCUGCUUCAUCUCGAACAAUUGUCAUACAGACAUUCCCUCUCAUGGCGAUUGGUGGCGAGGCCUUUGAUGAAGACGAUCGCGACUGGGUAUGUCAGAGGUGGGAUGCCAUGGCCAAGCGCAUGCCGCUUCCGAGUCUGCACAGGUGCCAGAACGUCACAAAGGAAGUCUGGCGGAGGAAAGAUGCAUUCGAAGCACAGCUUGGAGCAUGCCCUAGCUGCGGUGCUUCUCGUGGGAGGUCGACAGGAAUCAGCCCGUCCAUGGAUACCCUGCCGGACGCUGAGUCCGUUGCAUCUUCUCAGGACCGCGAGGAAGGAAGCCGUCGAUGUCGAUGCAAUGCGGUAACAAGUGCCCCUAUGCCGGCGUCCAACUUCCCAGACUCGUUGGCUUUCAAGAAAGGGAUCGACAACAUCACGAGGGCAGGCCAUCUACAUUACACAGUCAGAGGGGAGCUGCACUGGUUAAAAGUUAUGGAAGACUGGAAAUGGCAAGUGCCACUUGGAUGA